AUGCCUGUCAGCGUGCCUGCUCCUACGGAAGCCCACACGGCCAGGCCAGAGAGAAGGCAGCGGCGGAGACGGCGACGGCGGCCGGCCCCAGCCAGCUUGGCCCAGCCACAGGGAAGUCAGUGGCAGCGAUGGCAGCCCCAGCCCGGCCGGAGGGAAGUCGGUGUAGUCGGUGGAGGCCCCUGCUGGAUCCGGCCGGAGGGAAGUCCGCAUAGGCGGCGGCAGCGGCGCGGUCAGAGCGAAUUUCUUUGGAGAAGCCGUGGCAGCUUCAACAUGACUGUGGAGGACGAGACAGGUCUCUGCGCUGCUCCCAUUCUAGGCUUUUCUGGCUUUGCCAGCCCAGCUGCUCCAUGCCACAAGAAGGAAGAGCUAUCUGCUGCAUGCUGGAGGCUGGAGCCUGUGGCACCACAGCUCGCCUCGCUGCAGUGGGUGACAGCGAUGGAGACUGCAGAGCGCUGGAGAGGUAGGAGCAUGGCUGGCUGCCACCAGGGCAGGGACGGGUGCAGAGGUGGCCAGGUGGCAGCCUCUGAGGUGGCCUUGGUCCCUGGGUCUCCCCCCUGCUGUUUAUGGCAGGCAGAGCUGGGGUUGCCACUGCUUCUGAUGUACCGUGUGCAGGUGGCAGCUACAGUUGAGCUGUAGGGUGGCAGUGCUGGUUCCCAUUCUUCUGUUCCUUUUUGUCCCUGGUCCAGGGCACUGGUCGCAGGUGCUGGUUACCCUACAGCCACUGGGAUGGGGCUGGAUGCCAGUUCCAGUCCUCUUCCUUCUGCGGAGCCUGAUUUAGGCGCCGCAGCAGGGUCUGGCCCUUAGGUCCGCGUUACUGGAGGAAGCAGGCAGAUCAGGGGUUGCCACCAUGCUACCAAAUGCCAUCUAUAAGUGGCAGGUGCAGCAGAAUGCACGGGAGGCUGCAGGACUGGUCUCAGACAGCCUGGGAGUCGCCCAGGGCACCUCCCCCUGCCCUAAGAUCCAUGCUUCCUUGGCCCAAGCCCAGAGUGUGGAGUCAUGGGCUCUGGGCCCACUGCAGCACCCAGGAUGAGUCUGAGCGCCGGUUUCCAUCACCUUGUAGCUGCGCUGCCAGCCACCUAAAUUAGGCACCAUGGUCACAUCUGGCCCUGGGAUUCCUGCUGCUGGUGGGGGAGGACAGGGCCAGGGGUUGCCACUGAUGCUGACUUGCACCAUUUCCAGGUUGCAGCUGUGGCUGAGCCCAUGGCAGAUUCUUGCGGGGCCGCUCCCCGAGGGCAUGGGGGUCGGGAAGUGUACCGCCAUCCUACCCUAGGGUUCACUUUUCCUGAGGCCUGGCCCAGAGCACAGGUUUGCAGGCGCUGGGCACUGUGCAGCCACAGAGUUGUUACUGAGUGCCUCCUGCCCUCCCGCACCUGCGGGCUGACUGUGGCAGUAUCUGGUCCUGGGUUCCAUGCUACUGGGGUCAGUGUCCAGGGAUGCCACCGCUGCUGCUCCAUGCCAUGUGUAGGCUGCUGUGGCGGCUGAUCCCAGAGCAGAGGCUGUCAGAGCUGGUCCCAGAUAGCCUGAAGGUCGCCUAGUGCACCAGCCAAAGGGUCCGUUCUUUCUUGGCCCACACCCAGAGUGAGGAUUGCAGGCUCUGGGCACUGCACCACUGGGCAUGGGGAGACAAGUGGUGGGGGUCUCCCUUACCUGCUCCACAUAAAGCCCAUGUUGUCAGGAGUCAGCUCUCUCUCCAGCAUGCCUCAUUCUCAUCCUUGGUAAGUCCAGAGCACAGAGGCCCACUCAGACCUGGCUCCAUAUCUUGUGCCAGGCAGGCACAGAGGCACAGAGCCUCAGCAGCUUUGUCUGUGGCUGGGCUAAACUGGUGCCCGCCUCAUCUUGACCAUCUGUCCAAGUGGGCACAGCCUCCAGCAUUGCUUCCCAGGCAGCACAUCUGUUGCCUGUGGGGCACUUACUGCUUGGCCUCCCAAAGUCCUGGGAUUACAGGCGUGAGCCUCUGCGCCCAGCCUGUGGGAACUGUUUUAAAUGUCGGCUGAGAAGAGGAAACAUUGAAAAGUGGCAGGGAAACAGCAUUUCCUGACCGCACAUACCACACCAGGCAUGUAUCAAAAGCUCCGCUAGGAAAACAUAUUCAGAGAGAUCUGGUAACUUGCCUCAGGUCACACAGCAAGUGAGACGCAGAGUGGUAGGCAAACCCAGGCUUCUGGGCUAGUUUCUCCCCCUGUCACAUGGCCCUGGGCCACCUCUCAGGAACAGCAGAAACCCACCCAGGAAGACAAACCUCGAGGGCUGACAAGUUUGGAAAGUUGGAAAAUCUCUCGUGCAAGGCUGAGACCUUUGACGCCCCUGUGGGAGUGGACUAGGGGAACUGGGCCAUGCAUGUGAACACCAGGCUGAUGACAUUUACCAGCUGCCUCCUAAUGAAACCCACCCCAGGGCCUUUUCCCCAGCUACCUGCUCACCACAAUCACCCCAGGGCCUUUGCCCCAGCUGCCUCCUCACAACACCCACCCCAGAGCCUUUGCCUCUGCUGCUUCCUCACUGCACCCACCCCAGGACCUUUGCCCCAGCUGCCUCCUCACAACACCCACCCCAGGGCCUUUGCCCCUGCUGCCUCCUCACCACAUCCACCCCAGGGCCUUUGCCUCUGCUGCCUCCUCACCACACCCACCCCAGGGCCUUUGCCUCUGCUGCCUCC
Callithrix jacchus (white-tufted-ear marmoset) is the source of this 2656-nucleotide messenger RNA. RefSeq lists its product as uncharacterized. The record is from RefSeq and is a predicted model, not a curated record. NCBI's taxonomy places the organism in Eukaryota, Metazoa, Chordata, Mammalia, Primates, Cebidae.